Molecule: messenger RNA, 974 nt
Organism: Laetiporus sulphureus 93-53
Lineage: Eukaryota; Fungi; Basidiomycota; Agaricomycetes; Polyporales; Laetiporaceae
Exons: 6
Coding region: 1-885 (294 amino acids)
Source: RefSeq, a predicted model, not a curated record
AUGACCUCGACGGCAGACUAUGGCAUCAACCGCUACUAUUUGGAUGAGAAUGAGCUUGCGUUCUUCAAGACUCAGACCGGGAUCCAAGAUGAGAACGAACUGGAGCAGCAUAUUCUUGGCAUCCAGGCGGACGCAUAUAAGGUUCAUCCUUAUAAUUGCAUCCGCCUAUUCGCUUUCACGAAGCUCAAGGUCUCUCUCCUGCCCGCCUACGGUCAACUCUUGAAGCUAGGAAAGGAACGGAAAGGGGCCAUCCUUCUCGAUCUCGGCUGCUGCUUCGGGAACGAUAUUAGAAAGGCAAUCGCGGACGGGUUUCCUAUUGAAAAUGCUAUAGCCUCCGAUAUUGAACCUAUGUUCUGGGAACUAGGUCAUCACCUCUUCAAGUCCACGAAAGAGACGUUCCCAGUACAUUUCCUACCAGGAAGCGUGCUUGAUCCAACCUUUUUGAAGCUAAUGCCACCUUUCUAUUCUCCGCCAGAGACACCGGCCCCUCCGCUCUCUUCCCUACAGCACCUCACUUCCCUUGCCGGACACGUCUCCGUCAUACACGUGUCUUCCGUGUUCCAUCUCUUCAGUGAAAUGGAGCAAUUGCAGCUUGCGCGAUCCAUCGCAGGCCUGCUCUCACCUCUUCCCGGUUCCAUCAUCUUCGGGGAGCAUAGUGCUCGGCCGGAGAAAGGCUAUAGAGUGGAGCAACUCAAGAAGAACACCAUGGGCACUCACACAUUCUGUCACUCGCCGGAGAGUUGGGUGAGGUUGUGGGAUGGCGAGGUGUUCCGGAAAGGAGCGGUGAAGGUCGGAACAGUGUUGAGGGAGAUUGAUAGGAGUGACCUCACGAGCGCAGCGGGGGUAAAGUUCUGGGUUAUGGGGUGGUCCGUCACGAGACUUUGAUGGUCUAGGAGACGCGCGAUAAUAUCAGACUGCUAUAUUGUCACUGCAUGGAGAGAAUUGGAGGCAAGCUCGACGUCAAUGACCAUGGA